Molecule: messenger RNA, 2077 nt
Organism: Dendrobium catenatum
Lineage: Eukaryota; Viridiplantae; Streptophyta; Magnoliopsida; Asparagales; Orchidaceae
Product: protein WVD2-like 7
Exons: 10
Coding region: 331-1884 (517 amino acids)
Source: RefSeq, a predicted model, not a curated record
AAGCCGAAACUACCAGCGAGAAACACAGAGAGAGAGAGAGAGAGAGAGAGAGAGAGAGAGAGACGGCUCUUCUUCCUUGAGCUAUAGGGGAAAUGUGGAGUUGCAGCUUUUCUUUUCUUCUGAGGACUGCGCCUUCCAACUUCUGAUGCUCUUCUUCUUUUACUUUUCUCUUCUGGGGAUUCGUCGGAGCAUAAGCUUUUCAAAUGGUUCAGAAGUUGAUGUAGUGACAGGUGUUCUUUUUGCCUCUCUUACUUACGGAAUUUAGGGAGAUAGCAUGAUGGCUUUAGGAAGUCAAAUUGCCAUGGAUCACUAGGAACUGUUUCAUACAAAAUGGCUAGUGAUGUUCAGAAAACUUAUUUUGAAUGGAAGCAUGAGCAAGAAGAUUCUCAGGGUCCUUCUAUUUCCCAAAUGUUGGAUCAUGGCUCAAUAUCUUUUGGAAAAUUUGCAUUGGAGACAUUGUCAUGGGAGAAAAGAUCCGUUUUUACUCACAAUGAACGCCAGGAAGAGCUCGAAAAAUUCAAAUCUCCUGGUUUGGUGGCCAAAAAAAAGGCCUACUUUGAGGAAUAUUACAAAAAGGUUCGGGCUUUGAAGGCCAUGCAGAACCAGCAAACUGUGCUCUUGUUGGAAUAUGGUGCUGAUGGUAGCAUCUCCAGCCAAACUGGGGAUGAAGAUGAACCGCCAUUUCCAAGCACAAUUCCCAAUGAAAUGCCCGAAAGUAUUAGCGAAGCCCCAUUGGAAGACCUUACUGCUGAAAUAACCUUUGAGCAGGAAUGCAGUACUGCUUUUGAGCAUGAAUAUGUGGCAUCUCGAUCCGUUGACGUUGCUACAGCCAAAGAAAUUAUUGAACCACAUAGUGGUCACUGUGAAGUCAAGAAUGAAGAAAAUUAUAAUAAUUUCAUCCAAGUGCAAAUUUCUUCCCCCCUAGUAUGUUCGACUGAUCCUACAGUUUCAAAUGUUGUAGAAGCAAAUUUUGUACCAGUUGACAAUCCUGUGCUGGAGAAAAAUAAGCUGAUUGUCCGUAAGCCUAAAGAUGGCUUUACAUCAGUUCCAAUGUCAAAGGGAAAUGUUACUUCAGCUAGGCACCUUUCAAAAUCUGUCAACAAAUCAUUACCAGAAAGGAUUAAGUCAUCACUGGGCUCAAAACAACUGCAUAAUAUUAUUGACAAGGCAGAAGUGGAUAUGCCUUUGAGCAAGAAGACUUCUAACAAAGUCAGAAGCUACAAUAAGUCUUCCUUUGUUCCUUCUCAUCGAUCACCCACAGAAGUACAAAAUAAAGUUGCUAUUCCAAGACCAAACCCUCUCUCCAAAGAAAGAAAAGGAGUCAUUCCUAACAACAGCAGUGAACUUGUUCUAAGAUCACGGUCAAAAGUUUCAAAUAGUUCAACAUCAAGGAAAUUUAAUCCUAAGGGAAAUUUAAGAGUACAGGGAGAAUCAAGGGAGACGGCUACACAGAAUACUAUUAAAAGCAGAGCACUACAGAGUAAAAGUGUGGGCCAUGAAGAAUUCAAAAAGAGCUUGGACAGCAGGUGCGGCAGCACUGUCAAAGGAAGAGCUGCAACUGAACAACUGAGAACAAGGUCUAUCAAUCUUCCUUCCAGAAAUAUUCAUGACACUAAUAGGGUUAUCAGUUAUCAAUCUGGAAGUUUAUCAGGCGGAGAUAACAUCAAAAAGGCAAAUGCUUCAACAACCAGGAAAUAUGAGGGAAAGAGCUCCAUGAUUAAUACUUCGAGACAGAGUGGAAACAUCAAAGUUGAUACUUACAAGCAGAAACAGAUGAGCACAACAGAGAAGCAGGAAAGGCCAAAUGGAGUGAGCAAAUCAUUCAUUGGUGGACUGCCACCUGAUGGGAGGAAAUCCAGGAAGGAGAAUCCAAGAUGGAGAUGAUCUUCAAGCUGAGGUUGAACUAAGAACUGAUGUCUAGCUCUUUUGUGCCAUAGUGUAUAGUAUGUUUAGCUUUUAUUAACAGGUACUUUUAUGUUAUUUGUUUGAAGUCAAUUUGGAGGAUUCUUGCUAAAUAAAUGUAUUAGUAAAUUAUUUUUUAGUUAAGUUUAAUAUAAUUUUAUUUAGCUGCUUGAAA